This is a messenger RNA of Drosophila miranda, 547 nucleotides long. RefSeq lists its product as uncharacterized. The record is from RefSeq and is a predicted model, not a curated record. The transcript is spliced from 3 exons. The coding region runs from base 53 to 532 and encodes 159 amino acids. NCBI's taxonomy places the organism in Eukaryota, Metazoa, Arthropoda, Insecta, Diptera, Drosophilidae.
ACCUUUCUUUGCAUGGGCGGUCAAGGCGGUGCGCGUGCUCAAUCAGCGCAGCAUGGUGGCAGUUGCUCUAUCACGCAACUGCAGCAACUCGGCUUUGAUCCACCCCAAUGGACGCAUCUUGCAGAGCGGCGCUAAAGUCGAAAUAGUCACCUACGACGGCAUGAAGGGCAAUAACUUUGUUCGCUAUGCCAAGAUAUGGUACAAGGGUGUGAGCUUCACCAGCGAGGCGUGCGCUCUCAUCUACCUGGUGGACACAGCCGGGACGCGCACCACAACCGACACUUUCACCGAUCUGACCAAGGACUACACCCUGGCAGUGUUCUAUGACGACUCGCGCCAUGGUCCCUCUUAUAUGGCUGAAGCCCAUGACGUGAUUGCCAACUCAGCUUACACCUGUACCGAGGAUGGCACUGAGAUCUAUGACAUAAACGGAUUUCGCAUCACCCAGGCAGCCGAUGGCCUGGUGAAGGUCACUCGUGUGGACAACAAGUGCUUGAUUCGCACCAGUCCCGGCAAUGAUCGGCCACUUUGACCACACCUGGCAUCC